Messenger RNA from Salvia splendens (bonfire salvia), 492 nucleotides. RefSeq lists its product as uncharacterized. Bases 1 to 492 code for a protein of 163 amino acids. Lineage: Eukaryota; Viridiplantae; Streptophyta; Magnoliopsida; Lamiales; Lamiaceae. The transcript is spliced from 2 exons. The record is from RefSeq and is a predicted model, not a curated record.
AUGUAUCAUCCUCUCCGGCUCCGCGGCCUUCUCCUCAACCAAUCGUGCUCCGAACUGCCAAAGAAGCUGAACCACAAGUCCGACCCUAACCACUCCUUCUCCCUCCUCUCCGAGCCUCCGGAGCACAGCCUCUACUACAGCUGCGACGCCUGCGGCGAUCUCAUCCGAGCCUUCGGCUUCCAGUGCGACAAAUGCGACCACAGAAUGCACGUGAAAUGCGCUCUCCUUCCCGAAUCGGUCGAGUGCAAGGCGCACGAGCACGCUCUCCAGCUACACUACACCGCCACCAAGCCUAACGUCGACGGCUCUGCGAAGGAGAAAGAAGAAGAGGAAGAGGAAGAGGAAGAGGAAUUGCCUGUUGAAUUGCAGCUAGCGAAGGCGAGAAUCGAGAUGGAGAACCAGAGGGUUAGGCUGGAGUUUCAGAUGCAAAUGGCGCGGCAGAAUGCGCAGUUCAUGAACAGCAUAGCCAAUUCAUGGAGGAGUGCCUUCUGA